Sporisorium graminicola is the source of this 714-nucleotide messenger RNA. RefSeq lists its product as uncharacterized. Lineage: Eukaryota; Fungi; Basidiomycota; Ustilaginomycetes; Ustilaginales; Ustilaginaceae. The coding region runs from base 1 to 714 and encodes 237 amino acids. Gene Ontology annotation, molecular function: monooxygenase activity; oxidoreductase activity, acting on paired donors, with incorporation or reduction of molecular oxygen; heme binding. The transcript is spliced from 2 exons. The record is from RefSeq and is a predicted model, not a curated record.
AUGCCUGCCUUCUCCGCCUUCGAGCCGGCCAGCUCGGUGAGCAAAUCCAUUCAACUGCGUUCAGACAAUGUCUACGUGCAGCGUGCCGUUGAUGCCAUCGGCGUCCUGUUCCAGCGCACCGGGCUGGCCCUCCCUCUGCUAGCUCUCACCCUGCUCUUGCUUUCGAUCAAGUACCACAAUCGAGCCCUUUUUGCAAAACCCCCGCGAAAGGAGCUCGGCCAUCCGCCUGCAUGGCCUCUUAUCGGUCAUACGCUCCAGGCCAUACGCUACACCGACAGCGUCCUCGACUGGUUCCUCUUGCAGGCGCGUCAGCAUCCCAUUGGCUUCUCCAUCUCGAUUGCCGGCACGGGCACCGGGCAGAUGCAUGUCGUCCACCGACCCGAGUACAUCGAGUACGUCCAGAAGACCAACUUUGACAACUUCGAAAAGGGUCUCGAGUUCAAAUCGCGUUUCGCCGACUUGCUUGGUCAGAACGGCAUCUUCAACUCGGAUGGGCAUGUCUGGAAGGCGCAGCGCAAGAUGGCCUCGCACAUCUUCUCGGUCUACCAAUUCCGCACUUGGGUGCAAACCGUCGUGCACCGCGAGCUCGACAGCGUCAUUAGCAUUCUCGAUAGCCUCACCGAUGCAAAGUCGCACGCUAAUCCCGCCACUCUGUUGCUGCCGGACCUGUUUUUCCGAUACACGCUCUCUUCUUUCGGCAAGAUGGCACGGUGA